AUGGCGGAGGAACAUCGAUGUCAGACGCCGGAAGGCCACCGUCUCUGCGCUAACAACUGCGGCUUCCUCGGCAGCUCCGCCACAAUGAAUCUCUGCUCCAAUUGCUACGGCGAUCUCUGCCUUAAACAACAGCAACAAGCCUCCCUGAAAUCCACCGUCGAAUCCUCUCUCUCCGCCGUAUCUCCUCCGUCGUCGGAGAUCGCUUCCGUCUCUUCUCCGAUGAUCUCACCUCUCGUUCAAAACCCAUCAGCUGAACUCGAGGCAACGACGAAAAACGUCCCGGUGACGGUGACUCCGCCGCCGCAGAAGACGACGGAGGAAAAGGAGCUGAAACGGCCGAAUCGUUGCACGACGUGCAGGAAACGGGUCGGGUUAACCGGGUUCAAGUGCCGGUGCGGGACGACUUUCUGCGGGGCCCACAGGUACCCGGAGGUCCAUGGAUGCACCUUCGAUUUCAAAUCUGCCGGUCGUGAGGAGAUCGCGAAGGCGAACCCGUUGGUCAAAGCGGCGAAGCUUCAGAAGAUUUGAUGGGAGCCGUUGGAUGUGUUGACUUUUCUGUCUUCGUGUAAACGCGUCCGUCCCCGACAAAUCAGGAUGGUUUUAAGUUGGUCUCAGCCGUUCAUCAUGGGUCAUUAUGUAAAAGAAUAUGUAUUAUCAAAGGACACGUGUCACGUGGCGCUUUCAUCAUCUUCCCAAUUAAUUUUCUUUUCCUCCAUAAAGAAAUAAGAUUAUUCGCUUUGGCUUCUUUUGCGUGCAAAGUAAUUCAGACAACAUAUAUUUUAUGUUUUAGAAUUUUUAAAAAAAAAUUUAGUGUUACAUACUUGAAAUUAAUAAUUAUAAAAUUAAAAGCUG
Messenger RNA from Eruca vesicaria subsp. sativa (arugula), 852 nucleotides. Lineage: Eukaryota; Viridiplantae; Streptophyta; Magnoliopsida; Brassicales; Brassicaceae. The record is from the annotation of a GenBank genome assembly.